Messenger RNA from Haliotis rubra (blacklip abalone), 5064 nucleotides. RefSeq lists its product as uncharacterized. Gene Ontology annotation, molecular function: protein binding. The record is from RefSeq and is a predicted model, not a curated record. The transcript is spliced from 6 exons. The coding region runs from base 381 to 2051 and encodes 556 amino acids. Lineage: Eukaryota; Metazoa; Mollusca; Gastropoda; Lepetellida; Haliotidae.
UUAGAAGAUCGGACACAUGCCCAACACAUUAACAAUAACAGACGGGUUAAGAAGUAGCCCACCUAUGUAAAAACAAUUCUAAUUAAUGUUAAUGUUUACAAGUUUGACAAAACCACAGCUGGACUAACGAGAGAGGCAAACCAAUGGUGGACAAGUGUUUAAGUUAUUGUAAAACAGAACAAGCGUACAGAAGUCGCAGCAGCAUGUGUGUGUGUUUGCGUGACGUGUGUUGAACACGGAGAUCGGGGCCUCAGGGAAACUGGGACUAACAGCCACUUGCAGGGAGCGGAGCGCUAGUGUGGGCUACCACGGGUUUCUGUCGGUGUGGGGAGUACGGAUCGGUGGAAUAUUUAAUGUGAGACUCCUGUGCCGUUUUCAACAUGGAAUAUAAAGCUUGGACUACGUGCUUUGUGAUUUUGGUUCAAAUCUUGACAGUUGACAGUUUCCCGGGAAGGUCAGGCUGUAGACGAUGCAAGCCUGGAUACUAUGCACAUGCAUCAUGCACCGACACCAAAGAGACAGUAUGUCGUCGCUGCCCAGAAGGCCACUUCCUUCCUGAAUGGAACGUUCUGGAUCAUUGCUAUCCUUGUUCAAAAUGUGGUCAUGGACUAUUCGAGCUGAAGCACUGUACGAGAACAUCAGAUGUGUUUUGCGAAUCAUGUUCCUCAUCGGAGGCAAGAGGAAGUCCUCAGUAUAAAAUGUUUUGCUGGGGACUUGACGCAGAUGCAGCUGAGAUGUUAAGCGAUGAACCCGAAAAGGAUGGGGGUAAGAGUGAACGUGUGCUCGUCGAUGAAGGCGAGAAACUUUUGGAAAUAGAUGAAAGUGAUGACGAAGGUGAUAUAGCAGAUGAUGAAUCAUCGGGUCAGAUUGACCAAGAAGGGGAUAUUGUGUUUAAAGAAGCUCUACACGAGCCUCUCAAGGCAACUGAGAUUGACAAGAAGGGCGAUGACGUGGAGGUACAUGACAUAUCUAGCGUGGAUCUGUCAGAGGGAAGUGGGUAUGUUCUGUCGGAAGAAGAAGGAGAAGAGAUGGACGAAAUAACAGAACUUCUCGCUCAGUCAGCCACUGUAGAACCUAACGAAGCUCGCGAAGAUGAACUCAUACCAUUGGGAAAAGCGAAAGUCUCUCCGGCUCCUACAGAGGUUGAACUUGACGUGGACGAGGAGGGGAGCGGUCUGGUGGUGGAGGAUAUGACAAACGCCUCAAUGGCCGAACAUGUAAAUGUCACAGAAGUUCCUGAGUUGACGGAGGACACGUCUAGGCUGCUGGUGGAGAUUGGUUACUCUGGCGAUGGUGAAGAUGUGGCUGUUUUGGACAACGCCACACGUCCAGCCGAUGAGAUCAUCAUUCUGACAAAGGAAUUGUCUAACAACACCGUGUCUCUUGAUAAUCCACUGCUUGAAAUGGAAAUCGACCCGGAUGAACCAGCUGAAGAAAAUAAAGUGGAAGCUAGUGUGGACGAGGAACGUGUGGCCCAGGGGAGCAUGGACGGGAGGACGAGGACGGCAGUCAUUGUUGGUGUAGCUGUUGGAGCAGUCAUCUUCUUUGCUCUAGGGUUUUUCGCCAGCAGACACUGCAAGAAACGUCACGCUUUCAAAAGCAUGAAGAAGCUGGACGCAGGUAAAGAUGCCAAGCCACAGAACGGAACCCCAGAAGCAAUAGAGUUCCGAGGUGGACGGUCCCCAGGGAAAUAUGAUCCUGGAUCCUACGAGAGAAGAAGUCCUCUGUCCUCUAGCCCCCGGACCGAGUCUGUUGUCCUGCUCAGUAACAAGCCGCUGUCUGCUGCACCAUUAAGUCAGGAUAAGCACGUGAACGGAAUCGACAAGAUCAAGUACAUGGAUGAGACUACGGAUGAAGAAACUGAUUCUGCAACACCACAUGACCGCCUGAUCAGGGAGGAGGACGCCCCCCAGAACGCUGAUGGACAAAAGGGGGCCAACAACUUGUCUAAUGACGUCAUGAACAAAUUUGAGGACAAGUUAGCCCCAAUUGAGGAGGAGAGACAGCCCAUGUUAUCCAAGCAACCUGAAGAUGCCGAAGAAGACAGCUAGCCUCAUUACUAAUGUUAUCUGUUGUAUCAUGGGUUAAAACAGAGUAUUUGCUCUUGGGACCAGGGGUAAUAUAACGAGAUACUGUGAGAUUGUUAUGAGUAUUAUAGUGGAACAAGUUACAAAUUCACGAUCUAUAGUACAUUUAAAUAACAUUGCGGGCUAACCAUGCUCCAGGCUCCAGGCUCCAUUCUCUAGGCCCCACACUUACUUCCGCCCCGAACUCCUGGGUUAUCAUUGUAAGCAUACAAUGGUUCGUAGAAUAAGUCUUUCCUUUAGUUUGUUUUCCGUAGUUAUGUAGAAUGAAACCUUUGUAAACCGGACGGUAGCUUACCCAGUGAAUUUUCCGGACUGACGAAUCUGCGUACACAUUUCCCGAUUAACGAAUUUGUGAAUACACUUCUCGAUUAACGAAUCUGUGUACGCAUAGUUUCUUUUCCCAGAAGCAGUAAUCGCUAGGAAGAUGACGUGUGCGGGUUAAAGGGGUUCCAGAUUAACAGGGCUUUGUUUUGUAUGUGUUGAGAUACUUGGAGUGUUUCUUUCAAGAAAUGUCCUGGUCUUACUGUUACAAUUAGAAUAUUUGCAUUUGCUUUGUGAAACAUUUGCCCUUUUUUCUUUAACUAUUCUUUUACAAACGCCACCCAUUCAUCAUGCAUCAUUAAGCGUUCUGUGUCAAUAUGGCUGAAAAAUUGCUGACGUAACCAUAAGUUUUAAUUAACUGUCACUGAGCGUUUAUAUAGAGUUAAUUACAUCGUACACGUGUUGCCUUCUCUCACACAAUAUCAUUGCAUCGUACAUGUGUUGCCUUCUCUCACACAAUAUCAGUAUAUCAAGAAUGUUGAUGUCUUUUUAUCUUCUUCUUCCCAACAAUUAUCACCAAAAUUCAGGAGAAAUGAUGAGUACAUACACGUAAUUAUUGCCAAACAUAACUGCAACUUGAGAUGAACAUGUCUUCGACUGCUAUUCUUGAUCAGAGACCAUAAUUAUAAUAAUAAUUAAAUAAUGUAUUGUAUAGUCUCUGUUAUGAUGCAGCAAAUACGUGGGGAUCAGACAAAACCUUAUAUUCGCUCACAAAAACGCUGAAAUCAUAAAAACAUAAAGUCACUGUGACCAUAUCGAGUAACCAAUAGUUCGAGACAAACGGAGUUUCCGUCGAGGGAAAAUAGUGGAAAUGUGGAUUUUACAUGGAUUAUAAAAUUAUUGCUAAUUAAUGGCUUCUAAUUUACAGUAUUGAUGAUAGUGAAUUUGGGAAGUGACGUUAAUAUGAUGCUGACCAAACCAGAACUAUCAUCUUUUCAAUUAUUUAACCCCGAAAAGCUUUCAACAUCCCCGCCUCUCAUCCGAUCAACCCACGAAACCAAUCCACUGGUCCAACCCGCCAUUAUAGGAUCAUCAUAGAUUUACAUGACACAAGGAGGGACUUAAAUAUACAUCCUACCAGGACUAUAGUUAGUGCUGGUAUUGAAGGACAUAUUUAACGAAUGUCACUAAAGGAUACAAAGUUACUAGUAAAUAACUGCAUAUGGAAUAGAAAUUAUUGUAAACUGCAUUUAGAUUGUUUUAAUCCAAAUCAUCUACUCAGUUUCUUUGAGUGGCAUUUUUAGAAGUUGGAGAUUCGGAUAAGGACAAAGUUUAUUGAUGAGCAACUUUAUUGAUGAUGCAGUUUGACGUUAUCCAUCUAUUCAGUGCCUUUAGUGUUUGUUCGGUUAUAUAUGGUGGUGUACGGGCGCUAGUAUACCACUCCUUGCUAGUUAUUCAUAAAUACGGCCACUGACACCUUCCUGUAAGCAACAGUUUGUUUCGGUUGGUUGGACAUUGUACAUACUUUACUCCCUCACGUCGUGUAGAUUUACACCUGUGUUGAUACCUUAAUAACAAAAUGAUACAUUGAAGUUUUGUCAUUUGUAGUUUGUAAACGAAAUUGUUUUGUAACAACCAGACAGAUCUAGGCACGAAACAUUGCAAUUAUUAAUGCAUUAUUGCAUUACGGUAUUUAAUUGGGGGAAGAAGAAAAACUAUUGAUACGAAGCUAAAACAUCCCACUCUGUACCUGUUGAUAUAUGUAUCUUGACAUUAUCACCAAUCAUGCAUCCCCUUAUUGAAGCUUUAACUGGCUCAAGAAACUUCUUGCCGAUGACAUAAUCAUAAAGAGUAUAUUUUUCGUGUGUGCAUAUCAGGUUCCUUGUGUUGAUGUCAGUUUCAUUGUGUAUGUUAAUGUAUAUUACUUCCAUGUUGUUAGAUGUUGAUAUUUAUCAUUGUCAGUUGCGAGCUCAUUUCAGGUUACUGUUUUAUGUAUCUUUUGCCAGCUUAUCCGGAGCUGUAAUUUAUUUGAACAGCAUGCUUUAAGAUUUUUUAAGAACGGUAUUUCACAAGAAAACAUCAUUAUUAUUAUUACUUGCAUUAUUGUAUGGCGGAGUUUGAUGUCGAUGUUCAGUUAUUACGUGUUGAUCUAGUCUGUGGUUGUGAAAUAUAUGUUUUACCCUGGAUACAUGUGUGAAUGAGGGUCGGAGAUGAAGUCCUUCCUGGUUAUACUUAGGUUCAAAAUUAACGUCACUUUGAUCGCGAAUAGGGCGUGAAAUAGUUGCGCCAUAGGACAUUUGGUUUGUUCAUUUCAUACGACUUUUGCGAAAAAACUUUGUUUGAUCACGGUUAAGGCGUUUAAGGCCUCGACAAAGCUUUCGAUAAAUUUCAUGGAAGACGUGGAGGAAGUAUCCAAAUUUCAACCUUUUCAACACCUGGUGGCAUCUAUAUUUGAUAGCGAAUCAUAAAUACAUGCUCUACAUUAGAGUGUUCUUUGGGUUACGUUAAUGUGUCUUGUACCUUUGGAUUAUUCAUUAAUAGAAUUAAGUACAUUUAUUUAUACCUCUGGGAAAACUCAAAUGGUGUAACAAGAAAUCGGAUAGCUCUCUGAAUGGCUUCGUUUCUUGGUAUGCAUGUCGAUGUAUAUUUUGUUUAUGUGUUUAUUGAACGGUGUCUGUGUAUAGCCGAGAUAGAGAAAUAAAUCUAUGUUUUGUUA